This is a messenger RNA of Pundamilia nyererei, 619 nucleotides long. Its product is annotated as interferon-induced GTP-binding protein Mx-like. The transcript has 6 exons. Gene Ontology annotation, cellular component: microtubule; cytoplasm; synapse. Gene Ontology annotation, biological process: receptor internalization; synaptic vesicle budding from presynaptic endocytic zone membrane; defense response to virus. Lineage: Eukaryota; Metazoa; Chordata; Actinopteri; Cichliformes; Cichlidae. The record is from RefSeq and is a predicted model, not a curated record. The annotation marks the transcript as partial. Gene Ontology annotation, molecular function: microtubule binding; GTPase activity.
GACUCUCUUUGAUGAGGGCCAGGCCACUGUUCCUAAACUGGCAGAAAAACUCACUCUUGAACUGGUGCAUCAUAUUCAGAAAUCUCUGCCACGGCUUGAUGAGCAGACACAGAAGAAACUGGAACAGACUCAGGAAAACCUAAAAAAAUUAAGGACUGGACCCCCAUCUGAUGCAACUAAGAGACAAAAGUUUCUCAGUGAUCUUGUGUUAGCAUUCACACAGGAUGCUAUCAGUCUGACCAAAGGUGAAGAAUUAAAAUGUGGAUACAACUCCAGCAUCUUUUUCACACUCAGAAAUAAGUUUGAAGCAUGGGAGAAAAUCAUAAAAGACUCUGGAUCAUCAUUCAAAGAGCACAUUCUGAGAGAAGAGUCUCAGUUUGAGCGCACGUACCGUGGAAGAGAACUGCCAUUGUUUGUGAGCUACAGUACUUUUGAGUCCAUAAUCCAGAAGCAGAUCAAACAGCUGGAGGAGCCUGCUAUCCAGAAACUCAAGGAAGUGUCAGAGGUUGUGAGGCAAGAGCUGUUUGAACUGGCACAAAACAGCUUUGUGGGCUUUCCAAACCUCAUCAAUACUGCGAAGAUGAACAUUGAAACCAUCAGGAAUGAAAGGGAAGAGGAA